This is a messenger RNA of Xylona heveae TC161, 1554 nucleotides long. RefSeq lists its product as hypothetical. The coding region runs from base 1 to 1554 and encodes 517 amino acids. Gene Ontology annotation, molecular function: metal ion binding. The record is from RefSeq and is a predicted model, not a curated record. Lineage: Eukaryota; Fungi; Ascomycota; Xylonomycetes; Xylonales; Xylonaceae. The transcript is spliced from 3 exons.
AUGUCAAACCUCACUCGCAAACCUGCUGAAUCAUUCAGCUCCAAAUUCGAACCCCCUGCUCGUAAACAUCACGCCAAACUUGGAAGUUCCACGAUCCAUUCUGAGAACUGGAGGAACGGCAGAGCUAAUGCUCAAAUGGAAUCACUUGCAGACGCGAGACGCACACCGCCUGCCAUGCAGAUGCAAACGGAGUCCGCAGGUGCUAAAUCAAAGAAGAAGACGUGCUUCUACUUUGCCAAGUUUGGCUCUUGCCGUCGGCCAGACAAUGAAUGCCAAUUCUCUCACUUCUGGACAGAUUCCAUCGCAAAUCCUCCCAUUCAGUCGCUUGAAAAGAAGGCUGGGGGACAUCGCCAGGUAUCUGGGCAGGGAGAAAGUUCUGCCAACGCUUCAAAUUUCAGCUCUGCCCAAACGCUCAGAAAGUUUCCCAGCAAUCUUACGAACGAAGAAAGCCAGGCUCCUGCCCCAAAUAUGGGAGCAACUCGCGGUAAAUCUUUCUCGCCUCCCACCGGUCCCAGAUUGCCGAAGCAUUUUAGCAAGCCAUUGACCUGUUACUAUUGGAUUGAGUACGGUCAUUGCAAUAAGUCCGAUGACGAUUGUGGCUAUGCUCACUGGGACACUGGAGAGUACUCUAGCGCUCCAAUCAGGAUGGAACGUGGUCCCUUUAGCAAAAACAGGCUGACAACGGACCCAGAGCCUGCCAUUGCUGGUCGUAAUGCCGAGCUUGCCCUAGAAAUCCGCGAGGCAAAGAAACCUGCCAAGCAAGUUGUUGAGAAGGGCAAGGCCCGCGAGACUCAACGACCUUCUACUGCAAACCGGAUGACGUCUUUUGAAAAGACUCGUACUGAGAAUCGACAAGCUGGCUAUGCCGAGGAGCCUCGUCUUGAUCCUAAAGUUGACAAUCAAGCCCCAGUGAUGAUGGGCAGCUGGAAUGCCCCAGCACGCAGUGCCACCGCUUCUCCAGCGGCAUCAAUCACUCCUUCAGAGAUGGUUAAAGAUCAGCAUUUUUUCAGAGAUUAUUUCAACUCUGUUGAUGCUUUCACUGCCGAAGAUUCAAACAGUAGUCACGCAGGUAGACUGAUGAGCGAAAAUUCGGCUCCAAUUGCAACGAAUCAUCGAAACGCCGCGUUUAUUUCCGCUCAAAUGACCACUGAAGAGAGUCAGCCGCAAUUCACUAGUCCGACUGAAGUCUGGACGCCUGAGGAGGUGGUCGGCAUUGUCAAAGACAUGGACAAAUUUGCUUACGUUGUGGAAACGCAGCACAAAUUAGUCGAAUACUCUAUCCUUAAACUCCAUCAACUCCGCAAAAAUAUUACCGAUCAAAUUGUUUUCUCAAUGAGAGCGGCCUCCGUUCUCUCUGACCAAAGCUCCCCAAGGCUUAGGGCAGAAGGCAAAGCGUUGGACCGCCAUAUGUGCACCACUCUCGCGGAACUCAACGAGUGCGACAAUAUAAUCGGAUUGAUCAAAGCGGUUAAGUCAGACAGCGAUAAAGCGCUUUCGGAGUUGGGAUUCGAUAACUGUUUGAAGGAGGCGUCGGUACAAAAAACGAAUCCUUGA